UCAGAAUUUUUUUAUUUUUCUUGAUUUUAUAAAUUUUGCUGUUCAUAUCAGAAGCAUUUGAGGUCGGGAUUAGAAAGGUACUUUUGACCUAUUGGAGAUUGCUCUAAGAAACACUCUUUCUCUCUGUUUGUCGUAGGCCGCUCCCCCACUACUUUCCCAUGUGAACCUGUUUUUCUUUUGCCUCCGUCCCUGCAGUUUCUCUCAUGUGAUCCCCAUUGUUGCACCACCGCGCGAUCCAUGACACUCACUUAAUUUUUCUCUCGUGUGCGCGCCCCGAUGCACCGUUCCGUCCAGUUUAAACAGGGUCACGGGCAAGCGAGCCUCGAGCGAGCGCGCACGCACGAAUAGCCGCGCUGAGCGCGCAUUGUACAGAUGCUGUUCAACUAGCAGAGCAUGCACCGGCCGGCCAUGACAUGAGGGAGCACCAGCUGCAGCAGCCCGGCACGCUCUUCCUCCUCAGGAACCCGCUCGUGGUCGCCUCCAGGACGAUGCGCCGCGGCAUCCGCGGCUUCUGCCAUGGCGUCGGCUCCACGUCCACACAGCAGCACCUCCACGCCAGCAUCGACCACCAGCAGCUGGCCAGCGGGGGUGCCGAUGCCGACGCAGCGUCGUCCUCCUUCAUGACCGUGCCGUCGUCCGUCGUGGGCUCCUGCGCGGCCGAGAGCGAGGCGGCCACCGGUGGAGGCCCGCAUGCGGCGGCCGCCGUCACCCUGGAACAGAUGAUCCUGCAGCUGGACCUCGAGGAGGAGGCCGCGGCGGCCAGAAAGGCGCGGCGCGUGGCGGCGGCAGUGCUGGAGGAGGACCGCUACCACCCUCGCCGCAUGUCGUGCGUGAACAGCUCCGACCACGUGCUCCGCUCAGCGCGGGACGCGCUCAGCCAGUACCCGCGCUUCUCCCUUGACGGCCGGGACGCCAUGUGCCGCGCGUCGUUCAGCAGCUACCACGAGGGCAUGGGCGUCGCCGGCCCCGUGCUCGGAGAUAGCAGAAACAUCCCCGCAGACCGCGACGGCGGUCGGCACCGGAGGGCGUCAGUCUGUUGCGCCCCCGCCGGCGCGGGGCACUGCAGAGCGCAGGAGUGCGGUACGGAAGGCUACGAGAUGGACCUGGAGCGGACACUGCGGAUGCCGUCCACGGUGGCUGGGGAGAGCGUGGUGUGGUGCAAGCCCGGCGUCGUGGCCAAGCUCAUGGGCCUCGAUUCCGUGCCCGUGCCCGUCGGAGGAGGGCAGCGCGGCGGCAUUGCCGGCGCUAGAAUGAAGGCCAAUUGGGCACCGCCGGGAUCGACGCUCGGCGGCGGCGUGAGGAAGCAGAGAUCGAGGAGGAUGGGCAUAGAGGAGCUGGAGAAGGAAAGGCUCUUCAUGGCACUCCAUGGCUACCUCGGGUCGGGCGCCAGCGCCCUACGGGCAACCGCGGGCCCCGAUGUCAGUGGGUUUGGAAGGGACGGGGAAGGUUGGGAAUUCCGGGUUCCUAGCUAAGCAUAUUUCAGUUCAGUCUUUCCGAUUAAAUUUCGAGUAGAGCAACUAGCUUUUUAUUUUGUCAAAUGGUGAAUUUUAUCAAUUCAAUUAGGACAUACCUGGUCUUUGCAUAGUUAGGAUGAUGUACAUAGUCAAGAUCAACACCAUAUCCACUCAACCAUCUUUUAGCCCCGGUGUAAAAAUCCUAGGUCUAAUCUGAAUUAGUUAUGACAAUGUUUAUGUGUAUAAUAAUGUUUUUGCGUCGUUAUCUUAUAUAAGACAUUGCUCGGAUAUGCUACAACUGGUUAGCUUCAUGUUUUUUUGAAAAAGAUGGAGUUUACAAAACUGACUGCUAUUCAGGGAUGUACAUUAUGUUAAAGGCCUUGAGCUUCUCUUACCUACGAGCUUCAAGAGUGACUAACAACAUCUUCAACUUCUUGUAAAAAAAAUAACAUCUUCAACGGUUUUCCAGUCAAAACCAAUAUGAUGUUUUUUAGGGAACCCCAAUAUGGUGUUAAUGGAGCUGCCCCAAGUACUUCACUUGAUAUGAAA
Aegilops tauschii subsp. strangulata is the source of this 2003-nucleotide messenger RNA. RefSeq lists its product as uncharacterized. NCBI's taxonomy places the organism in Eukaryota, Viridiplantae, Streptophyta, Magnoliopsida, Poales, Poaceae. The record is from RefSeq and is a predicted model, not a curated record.